Molecule: messenger RNA, 8774 nt
Organism: Ectocarpus siliculosus
Lineage: Eukaryota; Phaeophyceae; Ectocarpales; Ectocarpaceae
Source: the annotation of a GenBank genome assembly
AUGUCACGACAUGGGUAUGAUGGUCAACCUGGUCAAGAUCGGGUCUCUCCCGUACCUGGGUUGACCACCGCUCACCAGAAUGCUUCGGCAUCCCGGGAACCCAGCCGUCCACGGUCCUUAAACCGAAGGCGUGUUAGCUACGGGAGCCAGUUGAGUGGAAGCCUCCAGGCGGGAGCUCCGGAUACUCGUGCCUAUGCCACCCGCGUUAGAACGGGAGGAUCGUCAAGCUCCGGCUUUGGCAUAGAAGGGGGAGCACUGCAGGGCAACAAGGACGGGCAUGGUCUCAAGUUCCUCGGGAGUCUGUCUGAUGUUUUCGGGGACGAAAUGGUCGAGGUCUAUCUCGGCAGCUUUCAUCAACAAGCCCUCAUCUCAGAGGCAAAAAAGGUGCUGUCGCAGCCUCGAAACAGAGGUCUAGGGGUGGAACUGGUGGCGGGCGUUGCGGCGGUGGGCGUAGGGCGCAACUCAAUUGGAGCUGUCAUCACGACUUCCAGGCCGUACAAAAAGGUGACGCUUGAGAUGUCUGCGAGCAUGUCCGAGAGGGAGUGUCCUGACCCAAAGGGAUACAUCUCCACCACGCUCGCUGUCAUUGAGGACGCGAUGGGCGUCAGCAACCUCUUCGUUUUGGACCUUUGCGACACGACCAAUGCUCAAGACCCAAGAGACGGCCGAACCAGCCUCAUGACAGCGGUGCUGGACAACAACGAGAUGUUGGUAGAGAGGCUUCUCGUGGAAGGGGUGGACAUCGCGGUGACCGACACGCUAAACAGAACCGCUCUUCUUCACAGCGUCAUCAGCAAACACGAUGCCAUCACGCAGUUACUCUUGGCACACCACAGCGAGCUCGUCCGGAAUCGGCUGAACAGCGCCAGAAAGCUUCGCGGCGGCGGCGGCGGCGGUGGAGGGAGGGAUCCGGGAACAACCGAGGACGGUAACAAGAGAUCUUCCUCGUUUCGCCUAUUUCGACACCCAAGCGGAGGUGGAGGGUUAACCAGUGCUGUCUCUGACCUCCAGGCGAUGCUGGACCAGCGCGAUUUCUCUGGGAAGGCAGCUCUUCACCACGCUGUGGCAGACACGGAGGAGAGGCAUCAGGUUGUUCAGAACUUGCUUACAGCAAAGUCUCAGGUGAAUAUCCGAGACGCUCGCGGAAACUCUCCUCUGCAUAUCGCGUGCCAGCACGGACACAUCCACAUCGUCAAAACCCUCAUCAUCUACAGCGCCAACUCAGGAUCCAAAAACGAAGAGCUGAUGACCCCUCUUCACAUCGCCAGCCUCAAUUUGCGCAUGAAGAUCGUCAGUGUUCUGCUCAAGGAGAACCAGGGAGGGAUGGUGACUGCGGAGGACGCAAGGGGGUGGACACCGCUUCACUACGCCUGCCGGGCGCUGGCGAUGUCGGAGAGCUCAACCUCCUGUACGGCACAGGCGGGCCUUAACCUGAUGAGGGAAGGUGCAGAGGACGCGAGGCAACGGUUGGUCUACCAGCAGAGCAAGCAACGAUACCACGCCGGAAGGAGCAUUUUUUCUUCGGCCCGUGUUCAGGAGGCUGUCCACGAGGAAUGGAUCCAGGGAGGCCACCGGAUUCGGGCACUUCGGGUGCUGCUCCUGUACCUUGUCUACCUUGUCGUUUUUACGCUGUGUUCGGUGCUAAACUCCGGGAGGAACAUGCCUCACGGCUACCACCUGACCAUUUGGUACGAAGGAGACACCUUGGUGAAUUCCCAAGGAUGGAACGCCGUGAGCAUACUGGGACAACCAAGGCUCAGUCAGUGGCGAACGGCGUCCGAUUCUUGCGAGACCUGGCCACUCAUCUUGGCCGAAGAAGAACUAAGCAGCAACAGCAGCAAGUUUUGCUUUACUGAUUACUGCGGCGAAGACUCAGGGGCAACGGCACUCUGUCACGCAGCUUCCAUGGAUGCCAGACCCUUCGGCCCAAAUUUCAAGUACGAGUACGUUCCCGAUGCUCACAAGGACAAGAUAAAGGGGUCCUUUGGAGUGUACGGGCCGGGAGCAUUCGUGCACUACAUCCCCACUGUGGACCGAGGGUUAGCCGAGUCAGGCAUGGAAGAACUCGAAGCCGAUGGAUGGAUCGACGAGAGCUCUCGGGCGGUCUCGCUGGAGCUGGCCAUCCACAGCUUUUCAGGAAGGAAGCUGAUGUACGUGCGUAUUCUGAUUGAGCUACCCGCGGAGGGCGGGGUUCCUUUGACCCACCCGUCCUACGUCACGUUCAGCACUUUCAACUCCUUCCAUACCCUUCGCAACAUCAUGCUUGGCCCAAGGGGCGCGCAGUACUACUGGUUGCAGCUCGGACAUGACGGUGGAGGAAUAACCGGUGACAGGCUGACAUUCCUGGCGGAACUGGCUCUACUCGUGCUCGUUCUUGUCAACAUAGGAAAGGAGAGGAUGGAGCUCAGACGACAGGGGCCGUACUACUUCCUCGCGGUGACCAAUCUCUUGGACAUCGUGCUCAUCGUUGGGCACGGGGUAUUGUUUUACAUAGUCGUCGCGAAGAGCACCGCCGUCGCAGACCUGGACCUGGUGGACGACCAAGAGACUGAUAUCAGGUACACUCUGCUCGGGGAGCUGGAGUUUUUGAUGAAGAGCAUAUCUUCGGCAGUGGCCACUCAGUACCCCGAGACUCUGGGAGAAUUCACGUUCGACGAUAUUCGCGCGGAGAACCUCUACCAGUCAUGGAGGUACUCCUUCACAGCCUUAUUCACGGUGCUGGUGGUGGUGAUCAUGCUCAACCUGCUAGUGUCGCUCCUCAACGACCUGUACGAGGAGCUCAAGAGCCUUGCAACGGCAGAUUGGUGCAGGGCGCAGGCAACGGCUAUAUACAUGAACGCCCGGUGGCACAGUCAGCAGCAGCGACAGCAACGCCUUCACCAGCGCAAUAAACGACGCGAGAGAAACAGCACGUCUCGCCGUGAUGGCCUUCGGUGGUGUCCGAAGUUCCCUUCCUUACCGCGCUGGCUUGCGGGUCUGGAUAGUCACCCCGCUGGCGCUGGACCGACAACGCAUCAAGCAGCCUCAGGCGAUUCUGAACGGCCAUCGAGCGAAGGGGACAAGGGAAUUGAGCAAAUGCAGGCCCGCCAGUUGCUACGCCUGAAAGAAAAAGCAGCGACUUUGGGGCGGGAUCACCUCGAGCUGGCGUCGAGGGCGGAAGGGGUGGAAGCUGCUGCGGUUCUCGCGUCCAUCACCGACGCUCUUGACAUUUGGGACAGACACUCUCUCCACGCCGCCGACAAGGGGGAAACGUCCCCUCUUCCCCCCGUCGAGGCUCUCCGAAAGCUCCGUCAGCUGCUGAUGGACGGCGAGCAACGUGGCAACUGCGGUGGCAAGAACCAACCCACUCACGUCUGCCGGACGCUAUUGCGGGCAAACAUUUUGAUGUCCCUCGCGGGCAUUAUCAGUGCGGACGGGAGGAGAACGCACGUCAGGCAUUCCUUUGCCCAUUUCCCAGGGCGACGGUUCUCAGCAUCAGCUCAGCCUCACGGGACUUUUCCCCGCUUGUUCGGAGUGGGGGAGGCACUUCGGAGCUCGAUGACCAGUGUGCGGCAGUGGGUCUCGAACCUCACGGGGUCUCUGACUUCUUCGGGGACAGAACGACGACAAAGCUGGAAUGAAGCCAGGAAACUGUCCAUAAAAAUAGCUCGAGUACUUGUGGAGUUCCCGCUUUCCCCGGCAGCUGCUGAUGGAGACUCUUCCGCAGCGGCCGGCCAGGAGAACAACACGGCGCACCAGAAAGUGGAGCAGUUGAGGGUGGCACGAUUCGGAGGCCCGAUCAAUGGCCGCUCUGGCCACCACCACUACCACGACCAAGGGGCAGCGGCCAAUACGAACACUGCAACGAGGGCACCGGUAGCACCGGGAGGAACCACAAAUCCGACAACUUCCAAAGUUCAACAUCGAAACAGGAAGAGCAGUGGGGCGUGUUUGUCUCCUGCGGAGCCCGGCAACGGCUAUGGUGGUUGGUGGGGGGAGGGCGACGAGGUGCUUCGGACCAUGGGAGGGGGUUUUCUAACCAUAGCGUGUCUCUCCACGCUGAGUCGGGCAAUUCCGUCGCCUGCAACAAGACCGGCGGCCGGCGCACCGUCAACACCACACGGGUCGGGAACCUUCACAAACCACCACCAUAAGUUGCCACACCACCACAGCAACGACGUCAAGGAGGUCUUCGGGCAGUAUGAAGUAUCCCAGGAGGUGUCUGAUCUGCUGUUGCUCUUGGCGGCUCUCUUUCGGUUGGGGUCGCCACCGUCUCAGGUGCCUGGCAUGAUUUCGGCUACACUCGGUAGGGUGUCACCCUCAUCACCAACAACGGCACCAGCACCAGGAGGAGGAGCAGUCAACGAAGUUCUUCCCCCGACUGUGACCGAGGUAGAGGCCGCGCUCGCGGCCGGAAAGGCUACGGCCUCACGAAGAAGGAGGUCCUCGUUCGCCGUCGCUCCGCCCCUCAGCCGUCCAGCACAGCAGGACCGCUCCAAAUCCGCUCGCACCGGCGGGGUUAAGGGAAGGUUGGGAGGGACGGAAGAGGAGGUAGCACGAGGUGGGGGCAACAGCGCAAAGCACGACCCAGAAUCCAAGCAGACCCAAUCCGAGAGAAGUGUGGUCUUCCAGGGGUUGGGAAACGGAGGAGGAGAGGCGGGGUCGCGGUUAGCGCGUAUGGCGCGACCACGACAGGCUCGAAGCAGUAGCAUGCGAGCGGCAAUCGAGACACCGCCUUUGACGCCUUCCUCGUUUCCGGGUAGAGGUGGCGGUAGGGGGCCGGGCCCAGCAACGUCGGCGGUGCCCAUGUCAUCCUCCCUGCUGCCGUCUGACGAAGCGCCCUCGGAGAGAAUGGUUAUGUCAGAACCCCGCCGUCAAAACUCCCACCAAGGGAUGUGGCCCAGCAACGCCAACAGCAGUCGCGGCAGCUUCGCGAGCUCUCCUCGGCUAGAGCGAACGCCUCAGCGAUACUCCGGGGCGCCCUCUCGCGUGGGCGUCGCUGCUCGCGAAGGCCAAGCCCGGCGUAGUGGUAUCCAUCGUGUAUCGAACGGCCUACACGUAAAGAGCCGCCAGUCGUUGGCGACGGGAGAAGAAAGGCGCAUCCCGGCAGAGGCGUUCGAGAUGUGCGGGGGCGGAAAUUUCGCCGUAUAUCUCGCCGCUUGUUGCAAAAGCCUCAACUGUGAGAGCGGCCGUUAUGAACGCGGCUUCGAAACACUCGCCCACUUGGCCCUGAGGGAGGCCCACCCGCUCCUUCUUUCCUCUUCAUCCUACCGGCGGCCUGGCGGGGAAAGUGUGAAAAAAGGGGGCGGAGCGACCAAGCGUCAGAGGUGGAAGGGGCCGGUCGAGGUAGCAAGGUCGCGGAAGAACGUGGCGUGGUGGACAACAGGCCAGGAAGGGCCUCGUCGCGGAAAUGGUGGUCCCGUCGGGGAUACGAGUCCUACCAUGCACUCGAAUGCCCUCUUCGGUUCAGCAAGCGAUGAAGAUGGAGUUGGUGCAGUAGAUAUAUCGACAGUCGCGGUGGCGCGGAGGGCACAACACCUGCCGAUCCUGUUGACAGGAAUAAUUAGGAAUCACUUCUUGACUCAGGUAUCACAUCGGUCAAGCUGCAUGAGAAUGGGCGCCGCGCUGGCGUAUCAAGUGUCCGUCGGCGGCGUGUUUCUCGGGGGGGUUGGUUGCCCUUCAGACAGUGAUGGAGCCGAGGCGCUGGUGGACGCUGGGAUGGUGGUUGUGCUAAUGAGAGUUGCGUCGGCGGCGGUGAAACCGCCGUCGUUGAUGUCGUCGGGGGCGAAUGCAGCCGAAAGAGGUAGGUAAUCACAGCUGUGUCGGUGAGAGACAGUUGCUGAAAGGGUGUUGUUUCACGAGCGCAUCCUUUGCCCGUUCCCGAGCUGAUACCUCCGCUACAAAGAGGGGCGAGGCUGCAGAAUGUGUCCGACACCUAUUACUGUACUAUCAUGUCUCCUCCAGAGUAAUCCUGUUCCAUACGGUGUUCUUGGUGAAGAGCAAACUUUUCUUACGCGGUGUGCUGUCCAGGUGGACGGUUGCCUCUAUCCCGGGUUCAUAAAACGGAAAGUCCGGGGAAAUGAAAUUCAACCAUAGUGAUGAUCGAACGAAGGGCCAGCUAGGUUCACAUUUGCAAACCGCUGAAAUGAAGUAUGUCUGUCCGGGUUUGAAAACGACCCGACGGGUUUGGCCAUUCUUGGCUGAAUUUUGUCCAUUUCGUAAGGGUCAUAUGAAUUGAGGACAGAUGAUCAUGCGGCAAAUCUGUCUCCGACGAGGCGAAGCUUGUCUCCCCACAGGGCGUAAGAUAGUCGAAGGAGUACCAAUUUCCCAUAUCAUCGACGUUGUUGUUUUUUUUACGAUGAAAUUUCGAAGCAAUGCUCUGAAUUAAAUCAACCACAUGUGGCUCAUAAGGUGGCCAAUUGGCUUGAGCAAACUGGGCGACUGAGAAGCUUCCCCAUUUAUCACAGGGCCUUCAGCUCGAGCCCUGGCUUUGGCAUGCUUAGCGGCCGUCAUCACGAAGUGCAGGAUCGACGACGACACGGCCGCCACGCCUGUAAGGAGCUUGGAUGCCGAGGCCGAGGGUGCUCGCUCAGACGAACGCGAUGGCCUACUAUGGGGUUGGGAUGGCGGUCAAGGGUCAGGCCCGGUGCUGCUGCUAACCCAGGCCAUGGAGCUAGCGUGUCUUUUCAUGGACAUCAUGCUCGAAGGUAAAACAAGCUACUCAUGCGCUGGUAUUAGACGGCACUAACCACGUGAUGCUUGAAAUGGGUCCCACGAAACAACAUACCCGCUGCCCGUGACAUGAACACUGGUGGAGAUGUCCAAGGCUGCCAGACAAACAAGAAUACAUACUUGUACUACAUUCGAAGCCCAUGCCAUCCCUACGGCAUGGGUACUUGACCCCACAAACACCCGUUUCUAUUAUCUACGUACAUUCGCUCUGUGACCGCUCUGGAACCGGAAUGACCCGGAUUUCACACCAAUGCGAAAAUGCAUUCUGCGACGGUACCUUACAAAAGGUGGACUAAGUACCGCAAGGUGGACCUGUUUUCUUCGAGAAUAAGACCAUGUUGAGUCUGGGAUCCAAAACCAAGGUUGCGUGAUUUGAACGAACGGGCCCAGCGUGGAAGGUAAUUGAGGUUUUUGGCAACAAAAGGAUUUUGCCUUUAGCGUACGGAUAUUGUUGCUGUUUUAUCCGCGGCGGACUUGUUCCCCUGUUUGUGAGCCUUUCGAGGCGUUUUUUUUUCCGUCAGGCUCAGAACCGUGGCACAUUGAUCGUCGUUGGUGUUCAGAUUAGCGGCACUUCAGCACUGUGUGUCUGAUGUCACACCCAAACCCUGUUCCACCAGGACUGGCCUUGUGCAACAAAGCCGGCGCGGAGGGAGACGAGGGUGGAGAAUUGGCAGAAAGGUCCAUCACGGCCCUUCAUCUCCUGCUCAGGGCUUGCGAGGCCCACGACUGGGAGCUUACCAUGGCCGGUGUCAAUGUGGAGGGGGCCUCAGAAGGAGCUCACGGUGCCAUGGUGGAUGCUAUCCGUUGCCACAGGGGAUACCCAAGCCUCGAGUUGAUGGCAGAAGGAACGAAACAGGCGAAGGGCGAGGAACACGGCUGGAGUAGUAACGGGAAUGAUUCGUACGGCAAGGUCCAAACACGACAUCAUUCACCGCAGCAGCCCCAGCAGCGGCAAUCGGGGAACCGGAGCCUCUCUGGUUGGUGGGGCUAUCAUUUUGGCCGUGGGAGAACUACGUCUCAUGAAGGAAGAAGGAGUAUGGGGGGUCUUCACCAAGGCGGCAAAGGGCAGACCCGACUACAACGCCAAGGAGAGGAUGGUGACGUUGAAAGCUUGGCGGGACGCGGUAACCCCUCUACCCAGGGCUCGCUCUCGUCUAGUGGUGGUGCCGCAACCCCUAGUAGACGGAGACCCUCGGGAGGGCAGGCGCGUGUAUUUCCACGCGGAUGAGGCCGUCCUUCAUUUCUUGUGCUGGAUCGGCCAAGGAGGCAACAAAGGCGGCCGAGUUUUGUGUGGCGGACAGAUACUUAAUUCCGAAAUAGAUUGUUUUGAUUGUUGAUCCCCUAGACGUUACCACUUGCGACACGGGAGGAAGAGCAGCCCAAGGAGUUUGGGAAGCGGUAGAACGGUUGGCCCAACCCUUGGAGCUAUUUCGAGGCUCCAACCGGUGGGUAGGUUUCUAUCUGUAAUAUGGCACAGUAGGUUGAAAUGUUAUGUGGGUGUUGUGGUUGUGGUUUUAGGCUACAUGGUCAAGUUUGUUUUCUCUGAGAUCCUGAGAAGAAGUACUGGUAACCCCAGGAGGUUGGAUCCACAAAAGGAUUGAAGGGCCUUGCUUUGGUACACCUUAAGUCGAUGGGUAGGUUGUAGAAUUGCAGCCGCCGACGCGAUAGUUUUGGGGUACGGCUAGCCCACGAAGCAACAGGGACAGGGGAGGAGGAAACCAUUGCAGUAGAAAUAGUAUCAAACUGCUGUGUCUAUACCACGCCUUGUCACGUUCGUGUUCAGUGCGUCCGUGUUGAAGCCAGGUGCAGGAGGGGUGCAGAGUGGCGCGCAGUUUGCAUGGUCUGGCAUGAACCAGGCUACUGUAGGUAGGUAAAGUCUCUUUUCUGGGCUUAUGGCCAAUCCAAACGCUUUCACUCGGACGUAACCGGCUACAGUUUGUACCGAUUGCCUCAUGGUUCGUGGCGAAGUUUUUGUAGUGCAGAUACCAAGGCAACGGGGCAGAGCGGCAGGGUACAUACAAGUAGAUUAGAUUUUGGUGGGUUGCUUCCUCACAGUCUUUUGC